Trichomycterus rosablanca is the source of this 1128-nucleotide messenger RNA. It is a transcript of the gene fam133b, whose product is annotated as family with sequence similarity 133 member B. Bases 92 to 892 code for a protein of 266 amino acids. Lineage: Eukaryota; Metazoa; Chordata; Actinopteri; Siluriformes; Trichomycteridae. The record is from RefSeq and is a predicted model, not a curated record. The transcript has 11 exons.
UUCUCAUUCCUCAGAUGCGAUGCCACCGCAGCAGCCAUGUAAACAAAGCGUGUAACUUCCACUGUGUGUGAUAAAUGGAGCUUCUGUAAUCAUGGGGAAGCGGGAUAACAGAGUGCCCUACCUAAACCCAAUAGCUGCUGCUAGAGCCAGAGGACCUACACCUCUCUCCGGUCCCACCAUUCAGGACUAUCUCAGCAGGCCUCGGCCAACAUGGGAGGAGGUGAAAGAGCAGCUGGAAAAGAAGAAGAAAGGAUCAAGAGCUCUGGCUGACUUUGAGGAUAAAAUGAAUGAGAGAUGGAGGAAAGAAUUGGAGAAAAACAGAGAAAGGUUACUGGGAGGAGGUGAAAAGAAAGAAAAGGAAAAAGAGAAGAAAGAGAAAAAGAGAAAAGAAAAAAAGAAAUCCAGUAGGCAUUCUUCGUCUUCUUCCUCCUCCUCAUCGAGUUCUGAUUCCUCCAGCAGUUCGUCUUCUGAGUCUGAAGAUGAGAACGUAAGGAAGAAAGUGAAGAAGAAACGGAAAAGAAAGCAGUCCUCAGCACGGAAAGCCUCAGACGAUUCGGAUGCAGAGUCAGAACCUGACAGCAAGGAAUCAUCCAGAAAGAAAAGGAAGAAACUCAGGGAGGAUGGAGUAAAAGUUAAGGAUGAUAAGGGUGGGUUGAAAAAGAUUAAGACUGAAAAAAGUGACUCAGAUGACUCUUCAGACGAAUCCGAUUUAGAUGAUAACACUGAAGCCAAGAGAAAAAGACGAAGCAGUGAGGAGAAGGAGAAAAGUACGGACAAAUCAAAGAAAAAAAAGAAUAAGCGGAAACAUAAGAAACACAACAAGAAGAAAAAAAAGAAGAAGAGUUCUGGAUCAGAGGUAGACAGAGAUGCAGGUGUGUCCAAUCCUGACUGAAGCUGGUGUGCUAGUUUCACUUGGCUGGAAAAAGUAUGGGACAGUGGAACUGUGAUUCUGGUAGCUGCUUAUGCUUGCAGCAGUGUGACCCCCCCUACAUACACAGAAGGAUGAUUGUGUGGACUGAUGGAUUGUAUGGUUCGAGUUUGAGCUUGACGACCUCUUUUUUUAAUUAGUUAUUGUUUUGCUUGUAUUUUUAAGCACGUCAUCUGUCCUAAUAAAGCAUUAUUAUCCCA